AAAUCAACCAACAAUUUCACAGGGAUGAGGCUUCAGUUGAGAACCAGUGUGUUGUAAGGCGUUUAAAGACAUCCCAACUAAGCCUGGAAAUUGUAAUUUGUUAAGGGUGCUGGGAAUUGUAGCUCUGUGAGGGGCAAACUGCAGUUUCCAGGAUCGUUGGGCAGGGAUGCUUUAAAUGUGUGGUGUGUUGGCAAACCUAGACCAUGAAGGCCUAAAUUCAAAUCCCUACUUGGCCAUGAAACUCUCUGGGUGACCUUGGGCCAGUCACACACACAAAAAUACCACAGUGGACUCCUAGGAGGAAAGGUGAGGAAUAGGAUGGGUGUGUGCUGGGGCUCACGUUUCCCUUGUCCUAAGAAUGUCCAGAUGUGUCUGGAGGGCUUAGUGGUGAGAGAGCAAGCACUCCCAAUAUGCUCAGAGGCACUUGAUCGUAACUUUGAGAGGUGUGCUUUGGUGCCAGAAAUGGGUGGUGAAGCUCAACCUUGGCAAGCGCCAACUCCAAUUUUGUGCAGCCGGAGACUUAAGAGGAGCUUGACACACUCUUGGGCUCAUGACCCCAAGAGGUGGGGUAGGGGGUACACUUUGCACCUGCUGUUUGAAAUAAUUGCACCCAAAUAUUUAUCCUGAGUUGCAGGUUUUCUGGGAAAGGGAAGGUGGACUUGCCAAGCACUAGUUUAGAAUACGAAACAUCCUUCCCGGUUAUGAUGGUUGCCAGGGAAAGAGUCUGGAGAGAUGCUGCCAGCCAGUGGAGGCAAUACUGAACUCAAUGGGACAACGGCCUGACUCUGCCAAAGGCAGCAUCCUGUGUUCCUAUGAGAGGUGCUCACGAACCAGUAGCACUUUGUAUCAACUGGAGGUCUGUUCCAAAGGGUUCAAAAUGCUGCGCAUACCUUACAACAGCCCUGUGAGGUAGACUAGUGGCAGAUGUCUAACGGGACAGACAUGACAGUCCGACAAGUGUGCCCUUCCUCUGGAAUCCCAGCCUCCAGCUGGCCGGCUUUUGUUGGCUGUGCCUUCCUGGUGAUUAAUGUCUAAAAAAAGAAGGGGACCUGGGCGGAAUUACUCCAUGGCCAGGCAGCCUUGCAUGUAAGGCACAGUCAGUUAGAAAGAAUGCGGCUUCUGUUAACAGGCGAUCCAAAUCAGCUCAAACACACACGGGGGGAUACUCAGAGGCUUGUCUCAAGGGUCUCCGUUUGGUCUUCAUGGAUUCUUUCUCUAGGUCUGUGUGUGGUUGCUGAAGAUCGGGGAAACUUGCAAGAGGAGGUUUCUGGCCCAGGACGUGCUCAAGAGGACAAUGGAUCGACUGAAGGUCCCCCGCACCAGAGAGCUGGAAUUUGGAGGCGUCCUAGGGGCUGCCCUCCUUAUCGUCCUGAUGCCCACCACUGUCUUCUACCUCCUGUUGACUUGCAGAACGGAGCAGGCCAGCCUGUUGAACAUCCCCUAUCCUUUGCCCACCCUCCGCUCCCUGUGGGACCCCCGGGACUUUGUCCUAGUCUUGGCCUGGGUUGGAUUGCAAGCUCUCUUAUACAUGCUCCCGAUGGGGAAGCUCACAGAAGGGACCCCCCUGCGAGACAAGACCCGGCUCCAGUACCGGAUUAAUGGGUGCCAUGCCAUGGUGGUCACAGCGCUGGUGGUUGGAGCCGGCCUGGCGGCGGGACUGCGCCUCAGCUACAUCCACGACCAUUUCCUGCAGUUGGCCUUCUCUGCCUCUCUCGUGGCCUUCGGACUCAGCGCCCUCCUGUACCUCAAGGCAUUGCUUGCCCCAGAGGCAGCCCUGGCCCCAGGCGGGAACUCAGGAAAUCCCAUUUAUGACUUCUUCAUGGGCCAUGAAUUGAACCCACGGAUCAAUACCUUUGACCUGAAGUUCUUCUGUGAGUUGCGCCCAGGUCUCCUCGGAUGGGCCCUGAUUAACAUGGCCAUGUUGGUGAAGGAGACGGAGCUGAGAGGAAGCCCUUCCCUGGCGAUGAUCCUCGUUAAUGGCUUCCAGCUUCUCUACGUGGUGGAUGCCUUAUGGCACGAGGAGGCUGUUCUCACCACGAUGGACAUUGUCCAUGACGGUUUCGGCUUCAUGUUGGCUUUUGGGGACUUGACGUGGGUGCCCUUUUUGUACACCCUCCAGUCAUAUUUCCUCGUCACCCACCCGCAGAAGCUGAGCCUGCCCAUGGCUGGGGGCAUCACCCUGCUAAAUGGCCUGGGCUACUCCAUUUUCCGUGGUGCCAACUCCCAGAAGAAUGCCUUUCGCCGGAAUCCUGCCGACCCCAAAGUUGCUGGACUGCGAACCAUCCCCACGGCCACAGGACGGCGCCUGCUGGUGUCCGGCUGGUGGGGGUUUGUGCGUCACCCCAACUACUUAGGAGACCUCAUCAUGGCUUUUGCAUGGUCCUUGCCCUGCGGCCUGACCCACAUCCUGCCUUACUUCUAUGUCCUCUACUUCACCAUGCUUCUGAUUCACCGGGAAGCCCGGGACGAGCACCAGUGCCUGAGGAAGUAUGGCCUCGCCUGGCAGGAGUAUUGCCGCCGUGUCCCUUACCGGAUCUUCCCCUACCUCUACUGAGCCAUUGCUUGACAACUCA
Podarcis raffonei (Aeolian wall lizard) is the source of this 2573-nucleotide messenger RNA. RefSeq names its product transmembrane 7 superfamily member 2 (gene TM7SF2). The coding region runs from base 1295 to 2554 and encodes 419 amino acids. Gene Ontology annotation, cellular component: nuclear inner membrane; endoplasmic reticulum membrane. Gene Ontology annotation, biological process: sterol biosynthetic process. Gene Ontology annotation, molecular function: oxidoreductase activity, acting on the CH-CH group of donors, NAD or NADP as acceptor. The transcript has 10 exons. The record is from RefSeq and is a predicted model, not a curated record. NCBI's taxonomy places the organism in Eukaryota, Metazoa, Chordata, Lepidosauria, Squamata, Lacertidae.